AUAUAGCUAAUAAGCUACAGAGACAAAAGUUGAACUCCAGUCUUUAACUCUCACUAGUACUCUUGAUUAUGCCAAGAUAUACUACAGACAUACCCAUGAAAUUGAUUAAUAACAAAAGGAUCAUUACAAACAGUAACUGCUGUCACAUUCAGAGCACUUGAACUUCUUAGUGAAUGCAGAGCUGUUAAGGGUUAGAGGAAAUCCAAGGUUUUAGUAAAGGAGCCCUCACCUUCAUGGAGUUCACAAGUCUAUGGGGCUGGACAAGAAGUAGGAAGAUCAUGUAUUAUUCUGGAAUUCAAAGGAAGAAAAAUAAUGUUGGAUUGUGGAAUUCAUCCUGGCUUAGAAGGAAUGGAUGCUCUUCCUUACAUUGAUUUGAUAGAUCCUGCUGAGAUUGAUCUUCUCUUAAUUAGUCAUUUCCAUUUAGAUCACUGUGGUGCCUUACCUUGGUUUCUUCAGAAGACAAGUUUCAAGGGAAGAACAUUUAUGACUCAUGCUACAAAAGCUAUUUAUAGAUGGCUUCUUUCUGAUUAUGUCAAAGUUAGUAACAUAUCAGCAGAUGACAUGCUAUAUACUGAAACAGAUUUAGAAGAGAGCAUGGACAAAAUUGAAACUAUAAACUUUCAUGAAGUAAAGGAAGUUGCAGGAAUCAAAUUUUGGUGUUAUCAUGCAGGCCAUGUUCUGGGAGCAGCCAUGUUUAUGAUUGAGAUUGCAGGUGUAAAGCUUUUAUACACAGGUGAUUUUUCAAGACAAGAAGAUAGGCACUUAAUGGCAGCUGAAAUUCCUAAUAUUAAACCAGAUAUUCUUAUUAUUGAAUCUACAUAUGGGACUCACAUUCAUGAAAAACGAGAAGAGCGAGAGGCAAGAUUCUGUAACACUGUUCAUGACAUUGUAAAUAGAGGUGGCAGAGGUCUUAUUCCUGUCUUUGCUCUGGGACGAGCUCAAGAACUUCUUUUAAUUUUAGAUGAAUAUUGGCAGAAUCAUCCAGAACUCCAUGACAUUCCAAUAUACUAUGCAUCAUCUUUGGCUAAGAAGUGUAUGGCGGUAUAUCAGACCUACGUGAAUGCCAUGAAUGACAAAAUCCGUAAACAAAUCAAUAUCAACAAUCCUUUUGUCUUCAAACAUAUUAGUAAUCUCAAGAGCAUGGAUCAUUUUGAUGACAUUGGUCCAAGUGUUGUGAUGGCUUCACCAGGAAUGAUGCAGAGUGGCUUAUCCAGAGAAUUAUUUGAAAGUUGGUGUACUGAUAAAAGAAAUGGUGUGAUUAUAGCAGGAUACUGCGUUGAAGGAACACUUGCCAAGCAUAUCAUGUCUGAACCUGAAGAGAUUACUACCAUGUCUGGACAGAAGCUGCCUCUGAAAAUGUCUGUAGAUUAUAUUUCUUUCUCAGCUCACACAGAUUAUCAACAAACCAGCGAAUUUAUUCGAGCUUUGAAGCCACCCCAUGUGAUACUAGUGCAUGGAGAGCAGAAUGAAAUGGCAAGAUUAAAAGCAGCAUUGAUAAGAGAAUAUGAAGACAAUGAUGAGGUUCACAUAGAAGUUCACAAUCCUCGAAAUACUGAAGCAGUGACUUUAAAUUUCCGAGGUGAAAAACUAGCCAAGGUUAUGGGCUUCUUAGCAGACAAGAAACCUGAACAAGGACAACGUGUCUCAGGAAUCUUGGUUAAAAGAAAUUUUAAUUAUCACAUUCUUUCACCUUGUGACCUCUCUAAUUAUACAGAUUUAGCAAUGAGUACUGUAAAACAGAUUCAAGCCAUUCCCUACACUGGUCCUUUUAGCUUGCUAUUUUAUCAGCUACAGAAACUGACAGGUGAUGUAGAAGAAAUUGACAUUCAGCAAAAACCAGCUUUGAAAGUGUUCAAAAAUAUUACUGUAAUACAGGAACCAGGCAUGGUAGUGUUAGAGUGGUUAGCAAAUCCUUCCAAUGAUAUGUAUGCAGAUACAGUAACAACAGUGAUCCUUGAAGUUCAGUCAAACCCUAAAAUACAGAAAGGUGCAGUACCAAAGGUAUCAAAAAAAAUAGAAAUGCACAUUUACAGCAAGAGAUUGGAGAUUAUGCUUCAGGACAUAUUUGGGGAAGAUUGUGUAAGUGUUAAAGAAGGAUCCAUUCUAAGUGUCACAGUGGAUGGAAAGACUGCCAAUAUAUCGUUGGAGACAAGAACAGUUGAAUGUGAAGAAGGAAGUGAAGAUGACGAGUCCCUUCGAGAAAUGGUAGAACUUGCUGCACAAAGACUUUUUGAGGCCCUCACACCAGUUCAUUAAAAACUAUUCCCAUGUACAUUAAAAUAUUUUUAAUACUUGAUUCUGUUUCCAUUACUGUAUUAAAAAAAAUAAUAAUAAAGUGUUUUAGUUUCCCUGGAGAAGCAUACAUUCUU
Sarcophilus harrisii (Tasmanian devil) is the source of this 2369-nucleotide messenger RNA. It is a transcript of the gene CPSF3, whose product is annotated as cleavage and polyadenylation specific factor 3. Gene Ontology annotation, biological process: mRNA 3'-end processing by stem-loop binding and cleavage. Gene Ontology annotation, molecular function: RNA endonuclease activity; RNA binding; 5'-3' exonuclease activity. Gene Ontology annotation, cellular component: mRNA cleavage and polyadenylation specificity factor complex. Lineage: Eukaryota; Metazoa; Chordata; Mammalia; Dasyuromorphia; Dasyuridae. The transcript is spliced from 18 exons. The coding region runs from base 313 to 2256 and encodes 647 amino acids. The record is from RefSeq and is a predicted model, not a curated record.